Molecule: messenger RNA, 7425 nt
Organism: Sebastes umbrosus (honeycomb rockfish)
Lineage: Eukaryota; Metazoa; Chordata; Actinopteri; Perciformes; Sebastidae
Gene: atg9b
Product: autophagy related 9B
Exons: 13
Coding region: 616-3051 (811 amino acids)
Biological process (GO): autophagy of mitochondrion; protein localization to phagophore assembly site
Cellular component (GO): phagophore assembly site; autophagosome
Source: RefSeq, a predicted model, not a curated record
UACCCGGAAAUGACGCAGGGGUGAAAACGGAAGUGACGUUGUGUUGACAUUUGUUUGUGAAAGACAAAAACAGUGGACUCACACUGGAUGGGGUAUAUGUAUUUAUGGAAACCACCAACUAACAGGCAGACUGAAGACCACCGUAUCGUGAUUUAUAAACACAGCUGCGUGUUAUAAAACGAGCUCUGGUUCAAGAUUGGACUCUAAAGCAAAGACGGAGAGAAGAUUUAACAUCAGCAGACGGACGGAGAACAAAACAAACCUAUUUCACCCGGACUGGACUGCAUGAGUGGCUGAAUCAUUCACAGGCUAACCAGCCACCAAGACAGCAGCUGAGUUAUCUUUAAACGAUCAAAUUCAUUAGUUAAUCUGCCUAAGAUUCGUGUACUUAAUUCUUACCUACCACUCAGUGUUGCUAUGGUAGCGCACUACUAGAGACUAGCAAGUAAGCAAGCUAGUGUUAGCCGUAGCUAACCUUGUUUGUGCUGCUUGAGCUGCUGAGGAGCUAGCUGCAUUAUGUAGCUGAGGUUACUGAGGCUGCCUUCGUUUCAUACAGUGUUUACACUACAAGUUGCUCGUCAGUUGUUGGGGUGACCUUAAGAAUGUUAAAGCACAAUGGCCAACUUUGAAGCCUACCAGGAGUAUCAGAGGAUCGAGGACUUCGAGGAGGACUCUCCACCAGGAGAGGAGGAUCUACUGGUCCACGUGCCAGAAGGCCUGAAAGACUCAUGGCACCAUAUCAAGAACCUGGAUAACUUCUUCAAAAGGAUCUAUCAUUUCCAUCAAAAGAAUGGCUUCGCUUGUAUGAUGUUAUCAGAGUUCUUCGAACUUGUUCAGUUUUUGUUUGUUGUCACGUUCACAACGUUCCUUGUCAACUGCGUGGAGUAUGAUGUCUUGUUUGCCAAUCGAGCGGUCAACCACACCGGGCCUGGCCAGAAUCCCUUGGACAGGAACAAGGUCACUCUUCCAGAUGCCAUCCUCCCUAGUCAACAGUGCACUCAGAGGAUCCAAGAGGACAGCUGGAUUAUAUUCCUUCUCAUCAUGGCAGCCAUCUUCUGGCUCUAUCGACUUGUUAAAGUCUUUUGCAAUGUCCUGAGCUACUGGGAGAUCAGGCAGUUCUACAUCAAAGCACUGAAGAUCAGGAUGGAUGAACUAUGCAACUUCACAUGGCAGGAAGUCCAGGACCGGCUGAUCAGCCUGCAGCGAGAGCAGCAAAUGUGCAUACACAAGAAAGAGCUGACAGAACUUGACAUCUAUCACCGCAUCCUGCGAUUCAAGAACUACAUGGUGGCCAUGAUAAACAAAUCGCUGCUGCCAGUGCAGCUGCAGCUCCCCCUGCUGGGCAAUGUGGUGUUCCUCACCCAGGGCCUCAAGUACAACUUUGAGCUCAUCCUCUUCUGGGGUCCCGGCUCUCUGUUUCAGAAUAAGUGGAACCUGCACCCAAAGUACAAGCGGAACGGGAACCGCCUAGAGCUGGCGCAGCAGCUCAGUAGAGUUAUCCUGCUGAUGGGUUUGGCCAAUUUGCUGCUGUGUCCCUUCAUCCUGGUGUGGCAGGUGCUGUACGCGUUCUUCAGCUACACCGAGGUGAUCCGCAGAGAACCGGGGAGCCUGGGUGCGCGACGCUGGUCCCUGUACGGUCGCUUAUACCUGCGACACUUCAACGAGCUGGACCACGAGCUGCAUGGACGUUUAGGCCGCGGCUACAAGCCCACUUCCAAAUAUAUGAACUCCUUUACAUCACCAGUGCUGACUGUGCUCGCUAAGAACUUUGCCUUCUUCUCAGGCUCAAUUCUGGCUGUGCUCAUUGCACUGACAGUCUAUGAUGAGGAUGUUCUAACAGUGCAGCACAUUCUGACCGCUAUCACUGUGCUGGGAGUGGUCAUUACGAUCGCCAGGUCCUUCAUCCCAGAUGAGCAUAUGGUGUGGUGUCCAGAACAGCUGCUGCAGUGCAUGCUGGCACACAUUCACUACAUGCCAGACCACUGGAGGGGCCAUGCUAACAAGGGCGAGACCCGUGACGAGGUGGCGCAGCUGUUCCAGUACAAAGCGGUGUUCAUCUUGGAGGAGUUGCUCAGUCCUAUUGUCACACCCUUCAUUCUCAUCUUCCACCUGAGGAAUAAGUCUCUAGAGAUCAUUGACUUCUUCAGGAACUUCACUGUGGAUGUGGUUGGAGUCGGAGACAUCUGCUCCUUUGCGCAGAUGGACAUCAGACGCCAUGGAAACCCAACAUGGAUGUCAGAGGGCCAGACGGAGGCCUCCAUAUACCAACAAGCUGAAAAUGGCAAGACAGAGUUGUCUCUUAUGCAUUUCACCAUUAAAAACCCACGCUGGCAGCCGCCUCAGGAGAGCUCAGUGUUUAUCAGCCAUCUAAAGGAAAAGGUGCACCACGAUGCACAGAGUGGCCCCUCCACCCAGCUGCUGCUGUCUGAGGCUCCUCUCUGCACCUCGCUGCAGUCCAACGAGUCAGGCACUGGGCCUGAUAAUCUGCUGGCCAGCGUCCUGGCUCACCCCAUUCUAACUGCGUCUGGACUACAAGGGCGAGACCAUCGCUUCAUCCCACCGAGCACCGCUGCGUCCGCCGCCGCCAGCGUCCUGGCCUCUUUGUCCACCUCCCAGCUCGGACAUACCAGCCGCUCACAUGGCCUCAUGCACUCAUCCGUCCACCCUGAGAGCACCAUGUACCGCAGCGAUCGCACCUUCAUUGACAGUAUGUCUAAUGGUGACUCUCGCAUCCGGAGCAAUACACUGCACUCAGAGUUUGCCUCAGCAGAGAUGAGUCUCCAUGCCAUCUACAUGCAUGAGCUCCACCAGCAGACCUCUCACCCACAGAGAAGUUCGGGGCAGUGGCAAAACCCAGUGCCAAUGAGAGAUCUGCACACAAACCCUGGUAUCCAGGCACACAGUGGCCAUGGUACCAGCAUUUCCAUGCCCACCGCUGUCCACCUCGGUGGCUGGCAAGAGGAGGAGGAGGAGGAGGAACAGGAGAAUGAAGAUGAUCAGGAGAUUAACAGUGGAUCUACUCCAAAACAGGGCACUGGGAGUAGUUGUUGAAGUGCCUUAUGUCAUAAGGUAUAUAAUCUCUUUUAACCUCUGUAAUAUGACACAUGUCUACGAUCUAUGCUUUGUGGUUCUGUAUCCUGUGUGUUCGUCGAACCUAACAACAAUGGCCUUUUAUCCUACAAGGGAUACAUCGCCAUGAUAAUUUCUCCUCUCUCUCUCUUUUUUUUUUAUAGUGUUUACAUUUUACUUUCUUCUAUGAACAUUGUGGCCUUAGAUGAUCUUCAUGGAGAAUUUAGCAUGGACCUUUAAAAACAUUAUUCGUUGUAGGAGGGGCUCAUUGAAUAACCACUGUCUCUGCACCUCCGCGCCUCAUCCUGUCACACCAGGCAGACUAUGGCAUCAGGGAAACCAUACGUCUUCCGUCCGAUCCGUCUUGAUUUUGUCAUAAACUUGUACAUACGAGCUGUGUUUUAAAGUGACAGAGAGACAAUAGAGUGUAUUCAUAGGAUCACUGUGUGAAUAGGAGUGCAAAAGGCUCAUCGCGACUUCUGCUGAGCCGGCGUGUGUGCACACUUCCAAGUAUUUGUGCAUCACAAAGAUUUACAGCGUGAGUCUAAAUGAGGUUUCUCACAGAGGGGAUGGUCUGUGCUGCAAAGACUGCAAACCGUAUUGUAGCUGCCUGAACAAUUUUGAUCACCUCAAAUUCAUUAUUUCAAGUUGUGCUGUUUGACCCUGGUGAUUUUGUAAAUACACUUUUACGUCUUACUUAUCCUUUAAAAAGUCCACAUUUUUACUACCAGAGCUAAUCCUUGAAAAAAAGAUACCAAGUAUUGAUUUAAUGAAGAGCUGACUUGUACAGGAGCUGUACUACUAAAACACAAGGUGUAGCUGGCAAAACAUGUCUUUAAACCAGACAUACACAUGUGUUGAUGCUGCUGACCGUGUUCAGUGGUCCUAAAGAUUUUUGUUCAGUAUUAAUAUGUCCACCACUCAUGUAUCAGGACACUAUUCCUCAAAAACAAGACUGAAAGCGUGGGCCCAAAAUACACUUGGCGUCAAAAUCCCAAUGCAGAUAUAAGAUGUCUUUUUAAGUCGAUUUAAGCUAGACACAAAGUCAGCUUUAUGCCUUAACAACUAUAUAAAAACAUGCAUUUAAAUAGAUUUUACCUCAGUGGUGGUGAAGAAAAACUCCAAUCAAUACCUCUGCAGUGUAAAUACUCUUGUAUAAAUAUAUAUAUAUACAGUACAUAUGAGGUUCAUUGCCGUGAGCAGGAGCAUCUUUUAACUGCAUUUUGAUUUUAAUGGCAGGCGUAAAUGGAAUCUGUUCUUAUUCCUUGUCUAGCAGAUGUUUUAAGUCAAGCAUUGAUAUCCCAGAAAUCAUGGGUAGGAAUCAUUUUUUUUAGAACAAAACAGGGUGGUAUUGCUUUUUACAAAUCUUUGUUGUGCACAUUAGCAUUUUGUUUGCGCCCUUUUUCCAAAACGCUGACAUAUAAAAAAGUGGAACUUCAUCAUAAGGGCUGAUUUCAGAGUGCGUGUGUGCGCUGUUGCUUCUGCAGCUUUAGAUUUGAUGAUUUUAAAGACAGCAGUUCCUCUCAGUGUUGGCUUUGUACUUUCAAAGUAAGAGCAUGAGAAGAAAAGAAAGCCUUUCCACAGUCUGCAUCAUCUGUUAGCUUUAGGUUUAUUUAUUACCUGUUGCUCAUCACAUAUUUAACUGCUAUAUAUGUGUAUUAUUUAUUUUAAGAAAAGAUUGUUUUGUGAAAUAAUUUGAUUUCACAAUAUCAUGUUAAUUAAAGAAAUGGCAUGUGCCCCCACUAAAAUGAGCAAAAAAAAAAACAUUUUGAUUUUGAAAUUCUGAUAAAAAGGUUUUAUUAAUGCAAAGAUAACAUGGCCCGCUGCAUGAUUUUGAAUGUGAUUUACACUAAAAAAUAAACUAGGACUAAAUCUGCUUGUCGAUGCAGUGCACAAAAAUAUCUUUCUACACAUUUUUUUUAUUAUUGUAUUCUUCAUCAUCGAUCACAGUAAUUUAGAUGUCAUCCUCCUAGGGCUGACCCGAAUGCUUCGAGGCUUUGAAGCUUUGACCGUUGCCAUGGUAAUCAACCUCCAAAUCAGUAUUUUGAAUGCUUCAUUUAAAAAAAAGAAAUAUAUAAGUAUGUAAUAAUAAUCCUAAAAAUCCUAAAAAAUAGUCCAGUAGUGCGGCAGUGGCACUGUCCCAGGCACUGAAACUGGGAAGAUGGAGAUAAACAGACAGAAGAACAUGGCAGCUUGCUUCAAAGCCCAGAAAGUGGUAUUCGGGACAGCCCUACAUCCUCCACAAUUGCAAGACUUCAGAGGGUACAAAUGUGUCUCUGCCCUCCCGCGUGUUUAGAAACUAUUACACUUUCUUUGUGAGUGUGUCUGUGGAAGGAAUGCUUUUUGACACCUGUGUAAUUAUGCUAACAUGAACUCCGAUUUUGCACUGACAGAAAAUAAACAUUUGUUUUAAUGUGUAUGUACAGUACUUGCAUCAGUUACAUUUAAGGGCAGGUCUCAAAAAGGGACACAGAGUCAGUCUCCAUCCGGAAUGACCUCUUCUCGUUGUUUGUAUAUAAGCAAAGCAUCGGCACGCGUUGUGUUGUAUCGUCGUCCACAGCAGACCCACAACCAUAAGGUCGUUCUUACCUCUGGUCAGUAAAAGUUUCGCCCUGUAGAGGACGAUGUGUGUCUCUCACGCUGUUAAAUAUGCUUACAUGGGUAUUGUGGGUUCAUGUUAUAGAGACACUGGAGCUCAGCUUUGUGCACAGAGUUGAUUUCUGUUCUCCACAUUUACACCUCACUGUUGUGUUUGUCAUUUUAUUUAAAGCAGUGCCUUAGUAUUAAGGAUUAGUAAUUGCUCUUUAUAGAAGCCAUUUCAUGUAAACCAUUGGAUUUAUGUUCACAGAUUUAACAGCACAUACUAUGUACAGUAUUUUAUUUUGGCAAGUCAUUGUGUAUAGCAUCAAGUAUGUAGUGAAUGUGGCUUGUAAGAUGAGUUGUGAACUGAUCCUGUGUCAGUCUGUUGCAUCCGACAGCACACUUCUUCUUAUCAUGGUGUCUGAAUUUGCACUGUCCUCAAUAUCCUAAAGAAGCAGGAGUGUGCCUUGUAAUCGCUGGUAUCAUCACGGCCAACCCUCUCAUCUUACUGUGGUUUCUUAUCCACUAAUACACCAGUCGAACAAUCACAGUGACUGGAACAAGGUGCUAAGUUUUCAUCCUGAAAUGUUGAAUAUGUUUUAAGACAUGUUUUUUUUUUUGUUUUUUUUUUGUUAUAGGUUUGUCUGUUUGUUUUUGUUUCUGUAAAUUAAGAAACACUAGCUGAAAAAUGAAACAUGCCAAAAGAACUUGUUUUCGGCACAGCUUUACAAAACGUGUGUGUUGUUGGUUUUUUUUUUGUGAGUGAGUAGAGAGGCAAAUCCUAUUUUGAGUGUAUUUGAUCAUGUCAUGUGUGGUUGAUUAUGCAAUGUUUAUUUGAAAUAAAAAUAUAUUUAAAUUUUAAUUUAAUUUGUUUUAUAUUGCAAUUGCUAGUUUGCAUUGGGAGCUUGUGGGAUUACAGCGUGAAACAUUUUCUCUACAAGUCGUGGACAUAUCUGACACAGAUUGGUACUGCCUUUUAUAUAUCAACUUGGAUUUCUGGUGUUUAUUUAGCGUGGCUCAAUGAUGAAGUAGAGCCUGAUAAACUAAGUCUGAGAUGUCCUAAUAUGGUCACCGUACAGAGAUAGAGAUGGAGACAGACAAACCUCUGUACAGUGACCAAAUAAACCGAAAGUGUGGGAAUUAAAACUGUCUGACUUUGGCGACUCCUAGAGGUGGUAUCGAAAAAGACACUAUGGUAGACAGCAUUGCAAGGUGUAACAUGGACAACGUAAUAACAGACAAAACAAACAAUGAUGGAAAUAAUUAACCAACAAAAUAAUGAUGUACCUACUGAUAGAGAAUAAUAUAUUUCAUAUUAUUCCAUAUUUCUGAUAUAAUCUGAUUUAUCGUCUUUGUCUUUAUGUGUUGAACUCUUAUUUCCUUCUUUAGGGAGCAAUAAGAGCUCACUAGCGCAGGAAUACUUAAUCCUUUAGACUUUAUUUACACAGACUUUAUUGCUGAUCUAUUCAGGACACACUGUUCUGUGUGUCUCCUUUGCUCUCUUCCACUCCCUCCUGUUCAGCCACUCACUAUCAGAUACUAUAACCAGCUGAUUCCUCUCCUGUGCAGACCAGAUAAACACUCUUGGCUCCGUUGAAAUCCUGUAGUCUAAUCCUUAAAUGAAUGAUUGGUUACAUAUUUUUGUUUCAUGGUAUUCUGUGCUGGCAUCAUAUUGCCCUUUGUACCCCUGUUGUCAUAUACUGGUACUCUGUCAAUACUGUAAAUUAUAUCCACAUUGUAAAUAAACACCACAUGCCUCUAUUUUGAGACACAGUA